Messenger RNA from Mya arenaria, 3896 nucleotides. RefSeq lists its product as uncharacterized. The record is from RefSeq and is a predicted model, not a curated record. The transcript is spliced from 15 exons. NCBI's taxonomy places the organism in Eukaryota, Metazoa, Mollusca, Bivalvia, Myida, Myidae. Bases 145 to 2058 code for a protein of 637 amino acids.
GUAGUCGAUUAUAUCGAUUCACAAUUUUGAGUCAAUACAUUUGGAAAUUAUCAUCCGUAUUCGUAGAACGAUGCACACUAUCUUUAGGCACCGAACAUUUGCAAAGUCAUAACACUUUACUUCUUACAACAGAACAUUAGCAAGAUGAGUGAAAUGAUGGUUUAUAUAAAUGACGGCGCGUGUCAUCGUUACGUGUCUAAUACAGUCAAUAUACAGAAACGGAAUUUGAUGGUCAUCGCCAAGUUGGACAAUGGAUUUUUCUAUCCGGGCCAUGUCAUCCAACAGUGGGGCAAACCGGAAGAAGCAGAAGUAAAUUUCUACCAGUGGGGUAGGAGGCGUGUUCACCGGAACAACGUUAUUUCCAUUGGCGGAGCUGUGUCCUGCCCGCCGCUACAUGUUUGGGACUACGUUUUGACGCGGAUGAGAGUAAUGGGACCGAGGGGUAUGUAUAUGCAGUAUAUGCCGGGCCGAGUCUGCUACGUGCCUCGUCUUCCGCCCCUCGAACACAGAUUCUACUCCGUUAGACUUUACAAUGGCAAAGUCGUGGAGAAGAAGCGAAAAUUGCUGGUAAAGAUCGGCAAGUCCCGCUACCUUGGAAUACUUAGCUGUAUCGGACUUGACGAUUGCCUGCGGGAAAGACGCAAAGAAGAUAAAUCAUUGGUUUUCCUAAAUGAUGAUGAUGAUGAUGAUGAUGAUGAUGAUGACGAUGAUGAUGACGAUGAUGAUGACGAUAACGACAGUUGCAGCAAAAAAGAUAAAAAUGAUAGGGAUGAUGUUGAUAGUGAUUCUAUAAAGAAAAAACAAAACGAACGAAAGAGAAAAAAAGACGCCAACGACAGAGGCAGAAAAAAAGAGAAGGAAAGAAGACAAAGAUCCAGGGAAAAAGAAAACACAAGGCACGUGACGAAGAAAGAUGAAAGUCUUGAACGUAAACCAGAAACAGAAAAACACUGUAGCACCACCAAGAUUGAAAAGGAAAUCCAGACUAUUGGUAACAGAAUUGAUCAGAACGGAGACAAAAUUGGACAAGAGAUCCAGACGUCUUCGAUCCAGAUUUCUGAGCAUUUAAUUGCACUUGAGCGACAAAUGAAAAAGAAAACCGAAAACAAUAAAGUGAACAUGCAGAUAAUCGAUGCGAAAAUCAAUAAAGUUGGUGUGAAAGUGAGAAAGGAAAUACACGCCACUAGUAAAAAAAUUGUAAAAGAAAUUACAGCUAUCGGCAAGAUAUGUAGCGAUAAAAAGACCCCGUUUAUUCCACCACCACCACCACCACCAUCACCACCAGUUGCUGUUGGUCUUAAAGUAGGCGAUGAGGUAUUGGCAAAGUGGGCGGAUGAUGGCUGGUAUUACUUUGGACAAGUAGUAAGGAGGAGUGCACACGGAUUUGUUUGGGUGAAAGAUAGCUGUGGUCAUAUGGAGGAAAUCGGCCGUGAUUCUAUUCUUACGGAAGAGGAUCGAAUACAACCGCCAAUGAAGAAUAAAGAUUAUGUUAUAGCGCCUUUGCCUCGUUACAUAGAUAGUUUUGGCCCGGGCAAAAUUAUUAACGGAGCCAGCGAAAUUGAAUUCUUUAACGUGGACAUCGUGAACGUGCGACGUGACAUGUAUAUCUAUAAGAUUACCAAAGAAAAAUACGAAAGAGAUAUCAAAGACAUUAAGGAACGAGAGGAAGAUAUGCAGGGUAAAGAAGUCCUCGUGCUUAACAAGGAUACUGGACGAUUUAUACUGACCACGAUAGAAAACCCUUUGGGCAAGGAAACAUUUAAAACCGCUCAAGGCCGUGAGGAACCUGGAAAAUUUAUUUUGCCACAAAAGCAAAUCUCUGUUUCGGACGCGGCCAGAAAGAAGUGGAAGUACGUGCUUGCUCCAGUUGAGGAUGAAACGUACUACCUGCCAGCAAGGGUAAACUGGUCCACAAACAACAGGAAACCGAGUAUCACGUAUUGCAAUGGCACCAGGGAAACAACCGUUGAUAUUAACGACUGUUACUAUCUCAACGAGAAGUUAUACAACCUCGGUGCCGACCUUCACAAGAGGAAUGAGCAAAAUAUACCCUUUUAAAUAUGCUGGGAAGAAUUAUACUCUUGGCCUUUAUUACAGACUAAACUAUGAUGCUUGAUACCUGUAUAUACAUGUACAGUAUAUAUCAGACUGGUUAAUGAUUUAUUUCGUCAAACGCCAUGUUUUUUCUUUCGUUUGAUAUCUUUUUUAGUUGACAUUGCGAAAACAACAGGUAUAAAAAUAUACAAGGUCAUGUAUAUUAUGCUGAAAGGAUUCAAUAUCAGGUUUUCUGAUUUCUAUUAUUUCUGUGUGUAUUUUAGUACGAUUUUUUGUGAGCUACCCCAUGUAAAGCAUGUAUCUACAUGCGUUGAUACGCACAUUUUCUAGUCAUAUUAAGAAUACCACCCUUCUCAUUUCUUUUCUUCUUUUAUUCUUGUUUUAAUUGUAUUUCUUGACAAUAUACUACUGCACGAAUAUUAUACACAAAGUUAUUAAUCUUUUUUUUUUCUUUUUUUUUGUUGGGGGGGGGGGCUGUAUGAAGAAACACUUUUUGAUUAUUUUUUUCAAGAACUGCUUUUCAAAUAGUACCAAUGAAGAUACAAUAUUAAAAAGUUGCUUAAGUUGCUCCAAUGGCCAUUGUAGCUAUACAACUAGUUAUCAUUUAACAAUGUAACAGGUGUUUUGUACUGUUUUGGGAUGCUGUCCCAGUUUAUUUAGGUAUCGACAUUUAAAAUUUAUUUCAACCUUUCAAUUUGUGAAAUUUCAGCGUAGGAAAUCAUGGCGUUGGUGUUGCUAAAAGACAAUACAAUAUAUUAAUAGUGACAAUGAAUGUAUUGUUCUUUGCCUCGGUUUGUAACCUUUACAAUAUGUCUUUUAAAGAAUAGCUUUAUUUUGUUUGACAGACAUGCAUGCAUCGUCGUCAAUCACGGUACAAAAUUUCGUUCUACGUCAUAACAAAGCAUAGCGUAGUAUUUAGUGUAACGGGGUAUCCGACGAUGACAUACAUGUAGCAGAAAUGUGUCUAUUACCCUUGUUGUUUAUUUUCGUUUUUGUGCGCCUUUUAACAAAACGCAUUUUAAACUACAAUGCAUAUUUUAUUUCAUAGUGUUGUUGUUUUAUUUGGAAGUUUAUUUAUUUAUUGUUUUGUUUGCAUUUGUAGAUCGUUUGGAUCUUAAUAAUCCUUGUACGCAUGUUGCCUAUGUAUACUUGGCUAUAACUUGUUAUGGUAACGAGUGUUAAAGAUUAUUAUUAGAAACAGCAAUAAUUUAUGUCACAAAAAACAUAAUGUGUGUGUGUUUGUGUGUGCGUGCGUGCGUGCGUGCGUGCGUGUCUGUGUGCGCGCACUCUUAGCAGUACGUUUGUUGGGGCCAUAUAUACCAAUGUAUGAGUCUAUGUACGAGACUCAAGACUUUACACUGAAUCAAAUCAAUCUUGUAGUAAAAUCCCUAAUACAAGAGCAUUUAUGAGAAACAUUGCUGUGUAAGUAAGAAAUAACUUGUUUUACAAUCUGGCAUACAUCUGUUGUAAAUUAAUUUGAUAUCCAAGACAUGUUGGAACAUAUAAGAAUUCUCUUUUUUCUUAGCCCGAGUCUCAAACUCGGGUACACGGGACGUAACAGAAUACGGGCCCAGAUAUCUAACCCUGGUUUACAUGUAUUAUUUCGGAGCGUUGCUUGUGCCAUUGCGUUCCUGCUAGACACUGUUAGAUAUUUAAAUUUGUGCCACUAAAAAUGUCAUAUUUAAAUAAUUUAUUACUGGACUUGUCUGUGUUGUUUCCGUUACAUUAUUGGUUCAAACACAAGGUUAUCUCUGUUAAUGUGCUUGCGUUACUGUCAUACUGUUCUGUAAUAUGUUUUAUAUGCAACGAUUUGAUAAUUGCAGAAUAACAAUAUUAAUAAA